This is a messenger RNA of Pisolithus orientalis, 2516 nucleotides long. RefSeq names its product AAA-domain-containing protein. NCBI's taxonomy places the organism in Eukaryota, Fungi, Basidiomycota, Agaricomycetes, Boletales, Pisolithaceae. Gene Ontology annotation, molecular function: ATP binding; ATP hydrolysis activity. Bases 111 to 2396 code for a protein of 761 amino acids. The record is from RefSeq and is a predicted model, not a curated record. The transcript is spliced from 11 exons. Gene Ontology annotation, biological process: Golgi to plasma membrane protein transport; SNARE complex disassembly; intra-Golgi vesicle-mediated transport. Gene Ontology annotation, cellular component: Golgi stack.
GUCCUCACGGCCUUCACUCAACGCAGCAACGACGUGCUCGUCGAGAAACCCAAUCUCGAGCAGAUUUCAAAGCGGACAUAUAGUAAUAAGCCAGUAAUCGAAAGCCGUCCAUGUCGUUCUUUGGAAGAUCGAACACACCGCAACCACCCCCUGGCCAACCCCACGACCUUACGAUCGGAAACCUGCCGCCCCAACGCGCUGAGAUGAGCAACUAUAGUGUCGUGGGUACACCCAACGAGUCGUUAGCUUUGCGUAACUGUCUAGUUGUACACCCUUCGGAGUUCCAGAAUGGCGCCCACGUCCUCGUUAAUGGACGAUUUCCAGUUACGAUCUGCCACGAUACAUCUAAAUCAAUAAAUCCGGGGGUCGUUGCUGUGCCGGCGUCCCUUCGUCAGUGGAUGGCACUUUCCCUUAGCGGAGAUUUCAUCACUGUUACCUUGCUACCCUCACCACCACAUUCUCAAGCACCGCCCUUCCUCCAAUCUGUCGAUCUUCAUGCCAGCUUUUGGAAGAGGGGAUACGUCAACGAAGUCCCAUACAACGUGGACGAAAUGGUACAAAAGUUCCUUGCGGCCUACAGUGGCUUGGUGCUUGCCCCGGGUGGUAUUUUGACCGUAGACUUCAAAGGUGACAAACUGAAACUUGUCGUUGCUUCGAUGAACGUCGUAGAACUCCCUGAUGGAGGACUAGGCGGAAAGACUCAGAUUGAGAUGGGUGUGUUAAUGCAGAGAACGGACGUCAAUAUCCUGAAAGAAGGCGACAGCCCCAUGAGGCUGAAGUCUGGUGCAAAGAGGGCAGCUACGAAUGCGAUUAUUGCGCCAAACUUCAAGUUUGAGGACAUGGGUAUUGGUGGUCUUGACGACGAGUUCGGUGCCAUAUUCCGUCGCGCUUUUGCAUCGAGAGUAUUCCCGCCUAGCGUUGGCAUUCUAUUGCAUGGGCCUCCGGGCACGGGAAAAACACUGAUCGCAAGACAAAUUGGGAAGAUGCUUAAUGCCCGAGAGCCAAAGGUAGUCAACGGCCCUGAAAUCUUGAACAAGUACGUAGGUGCAUCGGAAGAAAACAUUCGCAAGCUAUUCGCGGACGCAGAGAAGGAGUAUAAGGAGAAAGGAGACGAAAGCGGGCUUCACAUUAUCAUAUUUGACGAACUAGAUGCUGUCUUCAAGCAGCGUGGCUCGACGAACAACGGCACCGGCGUGGGUGACAGCGUCGUCAACCAGCUCCUAUCCAAGAUGGAUGGUGUAGAUCGCCUGAAUAAUAUCCUUGUCAUUGGUAUGACCAAUCGAUUGGACAUGAUUGAUGAGGCGCUCCUCCGGCCGGGUCGUCUGGAGGUACACAUGGAAAUAUCAUUGCCCGACGCGCGUGGCCGUUAUCAAAUACUGCGAAUACAUACAGCCAAAAUGCGCACGAACAAAGUGAUGGACGAUGACGUCGAUCUGGAGGAGAUUGCGCAACUGACCAAGAACUACUCGGGUGCAGAAAUAGAGGGGUUUGUCAAGAGCGCCACCAGUUUUGCAUUGAACCGACACGUAAAAGUUGGGACAUUGGCAGGGAUAUCGGAUGAUGUUGAAAACUUGAGGGUAAAUAGAGAUGAUUUCAUGAGAGCUCUCGACGAAAUUAAACCUGCCUACGGUGUCUCCGAAGAAGACAUCACGGACGUAGUCAAGAAUGGAAUCAUCACGUUCGAUGCAGAGAUUCAGGAUAUUCUUCAGAAAGGAAAACUAUUUGCGAACCAAGUUGCCAAGUCCGACCGGACACCGCGGGUUAGUGUGUUGUUGCAUGGCCUACCGGGUUCAGGCAAGACAACGUUGGCAGCUACCAUGGCCGCCAAAUCGGAUUUUCCCUUCAUCAAAAUCAUAUCCCCGAAUCGUAUGGUGGGAUUCUCAGAGGCACAAAAAGUUGCUGCCAUCACGAAAACAUUCCAGGACAGUUACAAGAGUCCUUUGAGCGUCAUUGUCGUGGACAACAUAGAAAGGCUUUUAGAUUGGACGUAUCUCGGAAAUCGUUUUUCAAAUGCUGUGCUACAGACAUUGCUCGUGCUCAUCGCGCAAAAGCCUCCAAAGGGUCGUCGUCUGUUAGUGUUAGCAACCUCGUCGCUUGGCUCCCAUCUCGUCGAUUUGGGUUUCACGGAAGUAUUCGAUGCCCAAAUUAAGGUUCCUCCUGUUUCCAACCUCCAGCAGCUUGACGUUAUCCUCCGUGACGUUGAUUUCUACGACACCUCCGUGCGAGAGAUGGUGAAGAGCCUUCCAUACCCGAGGAAUGCCGCUGAAUCGGAGGCUUCGAAUGUUCCACUCUUGGUCGGUAUCAAGAAGCUAUUAAGCAUCAUUGAAAUGGCAAGACAGGAGCCAGAGGAUGCUGCGAUCAGGUUUAUGCAGGGUCUCGCGGGUUUGAACGGAUAGAACAUUGUUGUAGCGAUAGUACUACUAUACCCUCCUUGAUCGUUGUGUGUAAUGUAUCCUAGGAUUGCCUGUCGCACCACUACUUUGUCGGUAACCGUAUAUGGCCAAGGUUACGGGAGA